CGCGAGGCGCGCGCACGGCGGCGCGAGAGGUCGUCCACGGCGACGCGCGCGCGGACGCGGGAGCGCGGGGGCAUCGCGCGGGCGACGGACGCGGGAACUUCGAUACCCCCGGCGCCGCGAGGAACGGCGUCGGCGUCAGAUCCGAGGCGCGCGCGCGGUCGCGUCGUAAUAUAUUAGGGCACCUCGCGACGCCGCGCGUCGUCGUCGUUCGUCGGCGGGCGCGAUGAUCUCGCAGCUGUUCAUCCUGAGCCCGCGCGGGGACGUGAUCAUCAAGAAAGAGUACCGCCACGACGUCCCGAAGACGUCCCCGGAGACGUUCUUCCGCGCGGUGCGGUUCUGGAAAGAUGCAGAGCGCGCGCCCGCGGUGUUCGCGGAGGACGGCGUGCACUACCUCCACGUGAAAGCCAACGGGCUCUUCCUCGCGACGACGACGCGGAAGAACGUCUCCCCGUCGCACGUUCUCGAGCUCCUCCACCGCGUCGCGAAGGUCAUCAAAGACUACUGCGGCGUCAUGAACGAGGACGCGCUGAGGAAGAACUCCGUGCUCGCGUACGAACUCCUGGAUGAGAUGAUCGAUCGCGGGUACGCGCAGUCGACGUCCACCGAAGCGCUGAAGCGACACGUGUUCAACGAGCCCUCCACGCCUGCUUCGUCGGCCACCACGGGCGCGGGCGCGGCGGCGGCGAGGGCGUCAGCGGCGGUCAAGAGAGCCUCCACGCCGUACGGCGUCUUCAAGGGCGUCGUAAAGGCUGGGAUCGAGUACGGAAAGGAGGCGGCGGCGGCGAAGGCGGCGCCGACGCACACGCCCGGGGGCACGGCGAGACGCGACGCGACGCAGCGGAGCGUCCUCGCGACCGCGCGGGAUAAGGCGAGAGGCGGGAGCCGGAACGAGAUCUUCGUCGACGUCGUCGAGAAGAUCUCCGUGUGCUUCGCCGCGAGCGGGGCGACGCUCACGUCGGAGGUGGACGGCUGCGUGCAGAUUCGAAACUUCCUCCACGGAUCGCCCGAGAUCAAGCUGGCGCUACCUGAGGACCUCGCGAUCGGCGGACGAGACUUCGCGACCGCGGUGGGCGGCGACUACGGGUUCGGCUCCGGCGGCGCGUCCGGGAUGGCGACGCUGUUGGACGACUGCAACUUCCACGAGUCCGCGGACCUGAGUAACUUCGACGUCGACCGAACGAUCGCUCUGACGCCGCCGGAGGGGGAGUUUUCGCUCAUGAAUUACCGCGCAUCGUGCGAUUUCGAUCCGCCGUUUAAAGUCCGCGUGACGGUGGACGAGACCACGCCGUAUAAGAUUACCGCGGUGAUCACGAUAAAGGCGACGUACCCGUCGAAGUGCGCGUGCACCGGGAUGGUGGUGAAGUUUCCCACGCCGCAGCGCGCGAUCAACGCGAACCCGACGUUGGAGCCCGGCGCGACGCCCGGGACGCAGCACGCCGCGUUUUCGUCGCAGGACAAGGCGGUGACGUGGCAGUUUAAAAAGUUCACCGGCGGCGCGGAGCACACGCUGCGGGUGAACGUGUCGAUACCCGAGGAGCGGCUGCCGAACGCGCGGAAGGAGCUCGGGCCGGUGUCGAUGCACUUCACGAUACCGAUGUUCAACGUGUCUAGGGUGGGCGUGCGGUACCUGCAGAUCGGGGGAGGGAGCUCCGGCGGCGGCGCCGGCGCGGGCGCGCAAGGGAAAGGGAAAGGGCCGCACCGGUGGGUGCGGUACGUCACGAAGUCGUCCUCGUACGUGUGUCGCGUGUGA
Micromonas pusilla CCMP1545 is the source of this 1750-nucleotide messenger RNA. RefSeq lists its product as uncharacterized. Gene Ontology annotation, biological process: protein targeting; Golgi to lysosome transport; intracellular protein transport. Gene Ontology annotation, cellular component: clathrin adaptor complex; cytoplasmic vesicle; trans-Golgi network. NCBI's taxonomy places the organism in Eukaryota, Viridiplantae, Chlorophyta, Mamiellophyceae, Mamiellales, Mamiellaceae. The transcript is spliced from 3 exons. The coding region runs from base 224 to 1750 and encodes 508 amino acids. The record is from RefSeq and is a predicted model, not a curated record.